Messenger RNA from Crotalus tigris (Tiger rattlesnake), 4589 nucleotides. It is a transcript of the gene CMKLR1, whose product is annotated as chemerin chemokine-like receptor 1. Lineage: Eukaryota; Metazoa; Chordata; Lepidosauria; Squamata; Viperidae. The coding region runs from base 1971 to 3053 and encodes 360 amino acids. The record is from RefSeq and is a predicted model, not a curated record. The transcript is spliced from 4 exons. Gene Ontology annotation, biological process: phospholipase C-activating G protein-coupled receptor signaling pathway; chemotaxis; regulation of calcium-mediated signaling. Gene Ontology annotation, molecular function: G protein-coupled receptor activity; complement receptor activity. Gene Ontology annotation, cellular component: plasma membrane.
UGCUGACUCAGCAUGUGGUGCCCAAUUGGCCAAAGGAGAAGACUGAAAAAAGGAAGUGGGUGCUGAGACAUUUUGUGGUCAACUAGUUGUGGGGAUGGAAAAAUUCACACUCUGUUCAUCCGGCCCCAUUAUGAGCUGGUUCCCAUCAUGGUUUUCUUAGAAUGACUGCUGGAUCUUGAGCUCACAUCCGUGUGCAAAACCCGUUUCUUUCCUGCCACCCACAGAAUGCCAGGCAAAUUAAGCCCACCAAAGAAAGACCUUUAUAAACUGUGACUCCCAGGUCCAACUUGCAGCCCCAGGAAACUGUGUCUGUGAGAAGGCCAAGUCCUUCCUGGUCAAGGGCAGCUCAAAACACGUCUAGCAAACAGUUGCAAUAAAAGAUCCACAAUCCUUUAUUUGGAACAGAGGUCUGGAAAGAAACCACACAGGACGAGUUGGGAGCAGCUUCUCAACAGAUUGUCUGGUUAGUUCUGCAUUUCUUGGCGACCUUCACGGACAGCUGCUGGGUGGGCCCACCAGUUUCUGCUUCAGCUCCAGGGUUGCAAUCUCCAACCAAGUGUCCUGGGUCUCUUGGUGGCUUCAGGGACCCAAGGAUGCAGCUUGGAGGAUAGCAUCUUCUGUCCUUCAACCUGAACCUCUCAGUAAAUAAACAAACAUAUAAAUCAAUGCACAAGCACAAGGUGGAUGUUUUUUAAAAUAGGGCGGGAUGUGGCAGUAUCAGUGACUGCUGAUCUAACACAACCUUUGAUCCCUCUGGAAUUGAAGAUGUUUCCUCAACUGCAGCACUGGCCUCCUCUUCAUCUCAGGAGGCUUCAGACAACCUGCCAGCUCAGCUGUGCCCUUGCCCUGAUCCAGCUUCCAGGCUCUUUGGAUGUCUUUCACAGGAUGCCCAAGGAUCCCUUGCCCCAAUGAAGCCUGAGAUAAUGAAUUUUCUUAGGACAGCUGAGGGCACCAUGAUUUCCAUGGUCCCAGCUUGAUGUCCUGUUAGAUUUCCCCAGGCAACGCUUUCUUCUUCCCUUGUUGCUGGGGAAGCAGCUAAACCCAGAAUUGUCAAAGAGAGGGCAGGGGUUAAGUCUGUGUGCAACGCAGCCAGAACUAGAGAUAAGCAUGGGAGCAUUCUUAGAUCAAAGCAACAGAGAGCCUGGGAAAACGUCUCCCCCUCUGUGUCCCUGGCUGUGCAAAGCCACGCCUGGGUGGCUGUUUAUCUAGGACUGAGCGUGAAACAACAUUUGGUCUCCCUGCCUCUUUCCAGCUGGCAUCCGGACUCAACAAGUGCCAAGGCAGCAUUGCUGGAGGACCUGAAAAUCUCUCAGAGGGCAGCACUGAAAACCGUUUCACUCUGAUCGGAGCGCCUGGUGUACCUGAACGAGGCUUGCCCUGAGCCUGGUGAUCACAUUAUAAGUUAAAGUCUUCUCUUUGAUCCUAAAGGAAUCACCUUAAGACUGUCCCCUCUUCCGUUUCACGGCUUCUGCACUUCAGGCUUCUGGGCAGAGCCCAACCAGGGCUUCAAAUGCUGGUCUUUCCCAGUUGGCCUCUGCUUUUACUUGGGGGUGGAACUCCAGCUGUCCAGAAGAGAUAGUUGUCUUAAUGUAGAUUAAAUGCUUGGGGAGGACAGUAUUUCAGCAAGCAUGGAGAGCCUUGGUGGUCGCUGAGGGCAUGUCUUGAAGGUAGACUGCUAAGAGAAGCUGAAGGAGAAGAGGUUGAGACUUCUAAGUGAGGGUCCCAACUUCAGCUUCAGGACAACUUCAGGCACUUUGGAAUCUCCAGUCUGGAAGCUGGUCAACAGCCCUUGUCCAUGGUCACCUGGAGUUCGCAUCCAGACUUCUGGUCGUGAAGACAUCCUUGAGCCGAAACAUCUUCUGAAAGGGACGUUUCCUCACCAGCAAAGAAAAGUUCCCGUAAGGCCGACUCAGCUGAACUCGCCCCCGGCUGUUCUUUCUCCGUAUUCUUGCUUUGAGCCUCGCUUGUUGAUGGUCAUGGAAGAACUGGAUAAUUUUACUUUUUACUCUGACUACUAUAUUUUCGAGCACUUCAACCCUGUUAGAGACACAUAUGGCAAACCCCCCCAAAUAGACCCCCUGACCAUCGUUCAAGUGGUGGCUGCUCUCAUCUACAGCCUCACCUGCCUCCUGGGUCUAUUGGGCAACGGCUUGGUCAUCGCAAUUAUCUUCAAGAUGAAGAAAUCGGUCACUACAAUCUGGUUCCUCAACCUGGCAGCUGCCGACUUCCUGUUCAAUGUCUUCCUGCCCCUGAACAUCACCUACACUGCUAUGGGCUUCCACUGGGUUUUCGGCAGAGACAUGUGCAAAGUCAGCACUUUGCUUCUCAACCUCAACAUGUGCACCAGCGUGCUUCUCUUGACCACCAUCAGUAUUGAUCGUUGCAUUUUGGUGGUCUUCCCAGUCCAAUCCCAAAAGCGUCGGACCCCGACAAUCGCCUGGUUGUUCUGCAUCCUAAUUUGGGUGUUUGGUUUUCUAAUGAGCUCCCCUUCCCGUGUUUUUCGAGACACCACAACCACCCAAGACCACAUCCGUUGUUUUUACAACUUUUCGUUGUCCAGUUCUCCAAAUGACACCGCCCUCGGCGUCCAGAGACAUAAAAUGGUAACCACCUUUCGCUUCUUGACGGGGUUUAUCAUACCCAUGAUCGUUAUCACAGCAUGUUACAUUACCAUAAUUUUUCGGCUGAAAAAGAACCGUCUGGCCAAGUCCAAGAAGCCCUUGAAAAUUAUUGUGGCCAUUAUCACCAUCUUCUUCCUGUGUUGGUGCCCGUACCAUACUCUCCACCUCCUGGAAACGGAUCACCGCUCAGUUCCAGAAAACGUCUUUGAGAUCGGCUUGCCCCUGGUCACAGCCAUUGCUGCUUCUAACAGCUGCAUGAACCCCAUUCUGUACGUCUUCAUGGGCCAAGAUUUCAAAAAGUUUAAGGUAACCAUCCUGUCCAGACUGGCUAACGCCCUGACUGAGGACACAAUCAAUUCAAUCCACUCGUUUUCACGCAAGAGCGUCACCAAAGCCAGUUCGAUGACUGAAAAAGAAUCUAUUUUGCUCUGAACUUUGGAACCCAACAUGGAUUACAGUAGAUCAUUGGUUUCCAGCAAUGAUCCAGAACUCCUUGAGGUUGUCUUCUAGGAUUAGUCCAGUGGUUUCAGGAGGAACUUGAAAUUGGCUUGGUGAAUCUAAGCCAAUGGUGGUGACGAGGUUCUAGGUACACUCUUGUUUAUUCCCACCACAGCUUUUUAAAGGUUAUGGCAUGAACACCUGAUCCUAACCACAUAAACAAACUUCAUGACAAAGGAAGACCCAAAGGUUGAACUUCAGCCUGUAAAGUCUUCACUGCAUCCUACAAGUUCUUGGCAAUAAGCAUAUUCUGAGCUCUGGAGGAAAUUGAGCACCUCCUUCACUGGUCUGAGAAUGGGGAAGUUUAGAGUUACCGUAGCUCUCUUUAGACAGGACACUGAAACGGAUGGGUGUGUAUAUGUGUGUUUCCUAAUCAUAUGUACCUGUAAAAAUCCAGGUGUGAUUUCUCAUUCUAUCACCUUCCAUGUGAGCAGAUAGACAAGAGACAGCCAGGCCUGUUUCUCUAACCCAUUUCCUGCAACCCCCAAUUUUCCCAGUGGAGAAUUUGAUUCUAGUCAAAGAAACCCCUUCCUUCCACACUAUAAAUCACGCUUCAGAGAACAAUCAUUUCAUACAGUUCUGUCCAGCAACUUUUUCUCUCUUGUUGACUAUUCCGUGAGAUUUCCUAGCCCAUUAAUAAAUCUUUACUCUAGGAGGUGGGCUGUGCAUCCUGUCUAUUCAAUUUCAUGCCCAGUUAAUUUGGGAAAUAAUUCAUUUUCCUCUCUUUUUCUUUUCACUGAAUAGACAUAAAUCUGAAACGCUCAGCUAGAAUCCAAACCUGGGUUUAUAACUUGAUAAGCUGGUUUUAUUUAUCCCAAAUCUAAAAAAAAAUUGCUUUUGAUUAUGUCUGGAAAGACACGGACUAUAUGGGGACCUCUCCUGAAUCCUCCUUUCCCCCCAAAAGUGUCAGACAAAACAACCUCUCCACCUCUGGAAGGAUAUAUCAGGAAGGAUUUCUAACUAAUGGUGUUUACAAAAAUACUAGCAAAAUAAAAAGGAAGUUGUGGAAAUUUGCUGCAUCAGGGAACUGUCUCUUGCAUGAAAAUAAUAGUUCCUGGGCUCAGAGCACCAUCAGGGACAUCCAACAAUUUUUUCCAGUUGGUGAAUCUUGAGGAUUUAAUAAAUAAAAGGAGAUUCAACUAUUGGCAUGAGAGUUAAUUGCCUUCAAUCCAGGUCAUAGCAAUAUGAAGUGUUCGUUAGACUCAAUUAGUCUGUUGUGUCAGGUUUUCUACAAAUGAAAAAGUAUGUAGUAAUUGUUAUAUGUAGCAUUCCUAACAAGUAUAUCUGUAUUUAAGAUAAGUUGGGGGUGUUGUAUUCAAUAUUCUUAAAGAUAUGUACUGUUUUUUUAAAUAAGCAAUUUUGUAAGGUCCAUCUUUUUUAAAUGAAAAAAAAAAGGUCCAAGCAAUGAUAUCCUGUAGCAUUCGUGUUACAAAGUGGAGCAUACAUUAAAUAAAGAGACACAUUUUUGCA